Messenger RNA from Notolabrus celidotus (New Zealand spotty), 1720 nucleotides. It is a transcript of the gene ppme1, whose product is annotated as protein phosphatase methylesterase 1. Gene Ontology annotation, molecular function: protein methylesterase activity. Bases 205 to 1338 code for a protein of 377 amino acids. Lineage: Eukaryota; Metazoa; Chordata; Actinopteri; Labriformes; Labridae. Gene Ontology annotation, biological process: protein demethylation. The record is from RefSeq and is a predicted model, not a curated record. The transcript has 14 exons.
ACUAUCCAAAAUAAUCACGACUCCAGCAGCAGAGCAGCAGAUAAAGAAACAGGAGAAGAAGAACGCUAGUGAGCUAGCUCCAGCUAGACUUUCUCCAAUGCCAGGCUAGCGACGCUGCAGGAUUCAAUAACAUCUUAUGCUGCGAAAUAAAGGAAAGGUGACAUUAGAGAGAUCCUGACAGACACCGACCCCGUAUUUGACAACAUGGAGAAGCAGCUGCAUUUAAACCUUUUAUCAUCCAGACCUCCUAUGGCUGGAGGCUUUCAGUCCAGCUCCAAAAUGAAAAUGGGACCUGGACGGAAGAGAGAUUUCUCCCCCCUGCCCUGGAGUCAGUACUUUGAAACCAUGGAGGAUGUUGAGGUGGAGAGUGAAAAUGGCAAAGAUAUUUUCAGAGUUUACGGCAGUGGUGCUCAUGGUCCUGUGCUGCUACUGCUCCAUGGAGGAGGCCACUCUGCACUCUCCUGGGCAGUCUUUACUGCGGUCAUAUGCAGCAGGAUCAACUGCAGAGUGGUGGCUAUGGACCUACGUGCUCAUGGUGACACCAAAGUGAAAAACCCUGAUGAUCUCUCUGCAGACACAAUGGCCAAGGAUAUUGGCAAAGUGGUGGAGGCACUCUAUGGCGAGAACCCACCUCCAAUCAUGAUUAUUGGACACAGCAUGGGCGGGGCUAUUGCUGUCCAUACUGCAGCUGCCAAUCAUAUACCAUCCCUCCUGGGCCUCUGUGUCAUUGACGUUGUAGAAGGUACGGCGAUGGAUGCUUUGAACAGUAUGCAGAAUUUCCUCAGAAGUCGUCCAAAGACGUUCAAAUCUCUGGAGAACGCUAUCGAGUGGAGUGUGAAGAGUGGACAGAUUCGAAACAUGGAGUCGGCACGUGUAUCGAUGGGAGGCCAGGUGAAAAAAUGUGAAGAAUCCACCAGCAGUCCAGGUGUGUCUAACAGCAUAGGUGAAGGUAUAAUAGAAGAGGACGAGGAAGAAGAAGGGGAAGAAGAAUCAAACAAGAAAAGGAUGAAAGAGGAUGACCAAGAGAUAAAAAAGGAAAGCGUCUUCACCUGGCGAGUGGAGCUGUCAAAGACAGAAAAGUACUGGGAGGGCUGGUUCAGAGGCCUGUCUGCUCUCUUCCUCACCUGUCCUGCACCAAAACUGCUUCUACUUGCAGGAGUGGACAGGCUCGACAAAGACCUUACUAUUGGACAGAUGCAAGGGAAGUUUCAGAUGCAGGUCCUCCCUCAGUGUGGUCAUGCGGUUCAUGAGGACGCACCUGAAAAAGUAGCAGACGCUCUAGCAACAUUUAUGGUUCGGCACAAAUUCACUGAGUUUAAAGAAGGAUACUUGUGCUAAUUUCCAGUCUUCAGUCCACUAACUAUCUUCACUAUAGCCAGCAGCCAUAGAAGAGAUGAUUCAAGACUCAUCCACAUCCUAUUCAAAUUUAACGCCAAGUUAAGAAAUUGGAAAAAAACAUUAUUAUAAUUAUUAUUAUUAUUAUUAUUAUUGUGUUUCAUUUGUUUGUAGAUACUUUGCCUUAUAGCUUUGCCUUGUUUUAUUUUGAAGCACUGGGAUUUGAUCGUGAUUUUGCUUGACAAUUUAUAUUUUUUAAGUUUCUAAACUUUUCUGCUCCACUCUUUUGAUUUUGAUGUUAUUUUGAUUGAUUGCAUCAUGGUUAAUACGUGUUUGUCUGUUUGGAUUCAAACGAUUAAAGAUGGAUGCUGUAAAAAUUGCCCCA